AUGGGCAAGCGUUUGGAUGCAUCAGGAAGAACCUGCGUGGUCGAUCAAAAGCCAUUCCUGCUGCUCAUCCAGAGAAACAACGUUUUCGGUGUGGAGAUGGUUCAAAGAGGAAACAGCACGCCGUCAUUGGCGGGUAUGGUACCAUUGGCUGGAUUAUCCAAUGCAUUUGAUGCUGGUUACGAUGCUGAUUCUGGAGAUCUGUUCGUCUUGGAGCAUACUAACAUUGCUCGUACACUUACUCAAGUCUCCACCGAUGCAGCCAUCUAUAAAUCAUCGAUCAAUGCCGGAAAUAAAACUCAACUCUAUUCCUCGCAAAUUCCUGACGAUCCAUACUGCAUGGCAUUCGAUUGGAAUGGCCGUAAUUUGUAUGUUGGCAAUAAAAUCUCCCAAACGAUCGAAGUGGUUCGCACUGUUGGAACACAGUAUCGCGCAGUUGUACUCUCGAAUGAUCAAACUCCAACUGCUGUCGUAACUCCAGUAUCCAUAGCUGUAGAUUCGGACAGAGGACUAUUGUUCUGGUUGGAUAGGUAACG
Messenger RNA from Cylicostephanus goldi, 533 nucleotides. Lineage: Eukaryota; Metazoa; Nematoda; Chromadorea; Rhabditida; Strongylidae. The record is from the annotation of a GenBank genome assembly.